AUGGUAAAAGAUAUUACCUAUUCCGUAAACACUGAAUCUGCAAAUUAUCAAAAUGUUGUUCAAACCACUAAAAGUAAUGAAGUACCUGCGAAAUCCACAAUACAAACUGGACACCGUGAUAAUCCUCUGACGAAUAAAAAUAUCGUCUUGGAUAGUCAUGAAGUAGACGAUGAAAUUUUGAUACCAUUGCUUGGUUAUACCUCUCGUAAACCAGCUCAUCCUCAACCUCUGGAAAUAUAUUGUGAUAAUUUCUCCAAAAAUAAAAGUGUUUUGGAGAAAAAAGAAAAAACAAGUUCUAACAAAAGCCAUACCGUAGUUCUGGACCCAGUGGAAUCGUGUUCUUCCUUAAUUGAUGCCCCGUUGCGUCCACGUAGCGUCAGGUUAGCAUCCAAGUGGGCGGCCAGUCAAAUCAAGACAACUUUGGGCAAUACGCUGUGUGAAGAUGCUCUGUUGUCGGAGAAUACAGAUCAAAUGAAUCAGAUAACUAAUAAUAUGGCUACACGUUUGUAUAGUGCUUAUCAGCAACUGUCUAGCUUCCCAGUUCCAAAUCUUUUACGUCCCAUAUGCCAAUGGUUGGGUAUUUAUUGGUUAGGAAAAGGUGAUCAAUUACAAGCGGGAAGAUUUUUAUCUCAAGCUAUCGGUAUUGGACCCACAACCUUGUACUUGUCUAUCUUAAGUUCUCGAAUCAUCCAUUUGAAGUCAUCUGAUUCCCGAGGUCCUGUUUCCGAUCGCAAAAAAAAUUGCAACUGGUUCCCUAUUUUUAGUCAAGUAAUGGCUGCUUGUGCUCCUAAUCAUUCUCUGUUGGAGAAUGUAAUCCAGACUCCUACCUGUGGAAAAUGUCUUCCUUCUGAUAAUGGCAGUUUAUUCACGGUUCAGGUUAUUCAACUCUGUCUUGUUGAUGAACUCAGCUGCAAGUCUUCUAAAUUAUAUAAUGAAAGCGUCGAUAUUUGCCAUCACAAUGUUUCACCAUAUGGACUCGGUGCUCGUUCUGGAGGUUACCUAUUGGUAUCACGUUAUACAGGUGUUUCUGGUCAAGCUUUAAAAUCAUUUGGAGUGGAGACACGCGUUAUGCAUGGAUUCACGCAUUCCGGUUUUAAAUACAUGAACACAUUUGAUGAAAUUCAAAUGGAGAGUCUUGAUUCGAUGGCUAUUGAAGAUCGGGCUAAUUACUGGCGCACACGUUAUAACUUGAAUGAACGACUAGAAAAUCUACUCAUUGAAAUCCGCCGUGAAUGGUUUACUAAAGAUGAUCUGGAUUGGUUAUUUUGUCGAGGAAAAUAUUGUCCCAAUAAUGAACUCAAAGAUAAUGAUAACCUAUCUUCUAUAGUCAUUAUUCCGGAUCGACGAUUGGUUUACUUACCAUGGGAAUGGAUACUAUGGGAUCGUAAUCCAGAUUCGUAUAUGCCAACUAUGACUCGUAGUUUCAGCUUACCCUUAGUUAUUGGCCACUUGGCCACUCAGUUUAUGCCUUCUCGAAAUGUCGAAGCUAACAUUUCUCUGAAUUCUGAACGUGAUGUUUCUUGUUCUUUUAAUCCUGAGCAUACAUUUUAUGUUCUUAACCCAGAAUCCAACCUUCCCUCUACUCAGCAAACGUUCGAACCAUUAUUCCGCGACCUUUCUAGUUGGAGAGGUGUUACUGGAAGGAUUCCAACUAUAAAGGAGGUGAAUGAUGGUUUCACAAAUCAUGAUCUUUUAAUAUUUUUGGGUCACGGUAAUGGUUCACAAUUCCUACUUCAUACUUUCAACCAAGGUCUCAGCGCACGCUCAGUUGCCUUAGUUCUUGGCUGCAGUUCUGGUAAACCUCGUAGUGUUGGACGACAUGAGCCUUAUACUUCACUCUUCAAUCAUCUUAUUGCCGGAUGUCCUUUUGUUUGCGGAUUGUUAUGGGAUGUUACUGACCGAGAUGUCGAUAGAUUCACUUUAAAAUUCCUAAUGCAUUGGCUGGGAAGAGAUAUAUCUGAUGAUGACCAUAACACAAAGGCAAAUGGAACUUUAGGACAGUCAAUUUUUAAUGCAACAUCUGCUUGCAAACUUAAACAUCUUGUUGGAAAAUCAGUCAUCGUGUAUGGGAUCCCUGCUGAACCUAAAAAACGAUCACUUCUAAAAUUUCCAUCCUCAUUCCUCAAAAAAUGA
Messenger RNA from Schistosoma turkestanicum, 2133 nucleotides. NCBI's taxonomy places the organism in Eukaryota, Metazoa, Platyhelminthes, Trematoda, Strigeidida, Schistosomatidae. The record is from the annotation of a GenBank genome assembly.